Molecule: messenger RNA, 2139 nt
Organism: Calidris pugnax (ruff)
Lineage: Eukaryota; Metazoa; Chordata; Aves; Charadriiformes; Scolopacidae
Gene: UBE2D2
Product: ubiquitin conjugating enzyme E2D 2
Exons: 6
Coding region: 532-897 (121 amino acids)
Biological process (GO): ubiquitin-dependent protein catabolic process; protein K48-linked ubiquitination
Cellular component (GO): nucleus
Molecular function (GO): ubiquitin conjugating enzyme activity
Source: RefSeq, a predicted model, not a curated record
GGCUGUUCCCACUCAGAUUUUUUUGUUGUUGUUGUUGUUUUGGUUUUUUGUUUCCCCUUCCUUGUAUGAGAUCACUCCCAGCUGUAAUGCCUGUGCUGUGUGUAAUUAAAAACUGCUCAUGCCAGAUUGGAGCAAGUAGUGCUGCUCUGGGCUAGAAUUACUUUUGGCACAGGUGGCUCUGAAAGCCAGAGACACCACUUGCAAGUUAAGGACACGGCUGCAGAUGGCUUCAGCUUCUGUGGCUUGAAGACUUACCUUGCAACAACUGGGGUCUUCUCCCCAGUCCUGAAGGUGCCAUGGAGCUGAUAUCCACGUGAAGGGAAACCUCCCAUGAGACUGUUCCACAAAUAAUUGAAGCUGCUGCUUUUGCCCAGGCUGGUGCCAGAGCCUUUGGAGAACACAGGAACCGCGAGAACUUCCUGACGUGCCUCGUACAGAUUAACAGCUUGAUUGUUUUCCUUAUGUUCUGCAGCAUAAAGACAUUCUCCACGAAUCUUCUGUAUUACCAGAUUAAGAUGUUCUCUUGGACAGAUGCAUACGAUGUUCCAUUGGCAAGCUACAAUAAUGGGACCAAAUGACAGUCCCUAUCAAGGUGGAGUAUUUUUCUUGACAAUUCACUUCCCAACAGAUUAUCCCUUCAAACCACCUAAGGUUGCAUUUACAACAAGAAUCUAUCAUCCAAAUAUUAACAGUAAUGGCAGCAUUUGUCUUGAUAUUCUACGAUCACAGUGGUCCCCAGCACUAACUAUUUCAAAAGUACUUUUGUCCAUCUGUUCUCUGUUGUGUGAUCCCAAUCCAGAUGAUCCUUUAGUGCCUGAGAUUGCACGGAUCUACAAAACAGAUAGAGAAAAGUACAACAGAAUAGCUCGGGAAUGGACUCAGAAGUAUGCGAUGUAAUUAAAGAAAUUAUUGGAUAACCUCUACAAAUAAAGAUAGGGGAACUCUGAAAGAGAAAGUCCUUUUGAUUUCCAUUUGACUGCUUUCUAUGAGCCCACGCCUCAUCUUCCCCUGUGCACAUGUUUACCUGAUACAGCAGUGCUGCGUGUUGUACAUACUUGGAACAACAAAAUAGAAAUACUGUAUUUCCCCGUACCAACAUUGACUCCUAGCAGAGAAGUGUGUGUGUGAAAAGCUGGUUCUUCAGUCAUAACUUUGUGAGCCUAAAAGCAUUCCCUGUUUGAUUUAAAUUGGGUAAUAAAAUGUGAAGGGGAGAGUUAUGGUGGAUUUCAUAUUUCUAGGGAUGGUGUUGCUGAUCCAUGAAGGCUUUUAAGUGGAAUCCUUUUAAACUCAUAACAGUUAUGAAAAGCAAGGUGAAGAACUUGAAGCUGUUUCUGUAUUCAUUUUAUUCUGAAGGACCUACACCUUAGGUAAAUGUUAUGACCAAUGAGAUAAACUGUACCCACAUCCUGUGUUUAAGGUCGAAGUUUAACCGGUCAACAUUUAAAUGGAUUGGAGCUAUUAGUGCAUCAAGUGAUGUUGAUUUGUUUCAACUCUCUCCCCUCCUUCAUACUUUUUUUGGUUUGUAUGUGGUUUCUCAGUUAAUACAUAGCUAAUAGCUCUUAUUUUUCUUAAGUUUUUUUUAACUGCUUAGGUCUUUCUGGAUGUAAGGGUGAAAAAAAAAAAAUAUCCAUUUGACAGAAAACUUGUGUAUAUUUAAAGACCCAGCCGCUCCCCUGGAGCUUGUACGUUCAAGAAUGAUUAAUCUGUGUAAUAAACUGAUUACUACAGUCAUUACAUAUAACUUUGUGUGAAUAGGCUUUUAAUUUUGAGAGCAGUUUGUUACAGGCUAAAACUAAUGGUGGAUCUCUCCAACUUUUGCAUUGGCGACUGGUUUGCGUUUGGAAGUCAUGAAGCGGUUUGGUUUGCAUCACACCAGGCUUUUGCACCCCAACAGGACAAACAUAAGCUUAAGCACUUCCGUGAAAUCAGGAUGUGUAGUGUGCCAGGAACUUGACUGUUAAACCAAAUAAGCAGUUUACUAAAGGAGAAUCGGAGUGACAUUUUUAUGAAGCCUAACGGUAUUAUUCCCACUUGCAUGGGACCUAACACAAUGCAUAUGUACUGUAGGUAAGUGAAACCUUCUGUAACUAAAAUAAUGGAUGUAAAAGGGUAAAAAAAAAAAAAAAGGAAAAAACCUAC